ACAAAUUGGAGAAAACCUGAUUGUUCCUGGUGAUGUCAAGACAGUCAAUGCCUACGGGCAGCUGGUGAUGCCGGGGGGGAUCGAUGUCCAUACCAGACUGCAGAUGCCAGUCAUGGGGAUGACCUCUGCUGAUGACUUCUACCAAGGCACGAAAGCUGCCCUGGCAGGAGGAACCACGAUGAUCAUUGACCACGUGUGCCCGGACGCGGGGACGGGGCUGCUGGCUGCCUACGAGCGGUGGCGGGGCAGCGCCGACAGCCAGGCCUGCUGCGACUACGCGCUGCACGUCGACAUCCCGCGCUGGCACGAGAGCCUGAAGGAGGAGCUGGAGGCGCUGGUGAAGGACAAGGGUGUGAACUCCUUCCUGGUUUUUAUGGCCUACAAAGACAAACUUCAGUGCAGCGAUGCCCAGAUGUAUGAAAUAUUCUGCAUCAUUCGAGACCUGGGGGCCAUUGCCCAAGUGCAUGCUGAGAACGGGGACAUCAUCGAUGAGGAGCAGAAGAGGCUGCUGGAACUGGGGAUUACGGGGCCGGAAGGGCACGUCCUCAGCCGCCCCGAGGAGGUGGAAGCGGAGGCGGUGUACCGCGCCAUCACCAUCGCCAAACAAGCCAACUGCCCCUUGUACGUCACCAAGAUCAUGAGCAGAGGCGCAGCAGAUGUCUUAGCUCAAGCGAAGAGAAAAGGCGCGGUGGUGUACGGCGAGCCCAUCACCGCCAGCCUGGGCGCCGACGGCUCGCACUACUGGAGUAAGAACUGGGCCAAAGCUGCAGCUUUCGUCACGUCUCCCCCCAUCAGCCCGGACCCCACCACGCCGGACCAUCUCACCUCCCUCCUGGCCUGGUGAGUUCCCUGUGGGCACCACUGCCUGAGCACAUCUGCCACGUCAGGUGUAGGGAGAAUCCGGCCACGGGGCCGGGGUGGCUGCCGCUGCUGGGAGCAGGGCGGAUCUAUGUCAUGGUCCGUCCUUCCUUCUGUUUCCCAGGUCUCUGGGAAGAUGGAUGAGAACGAUUUUGUAGCGGUGACCAGUACCAACGCUGCCAAGAUCUUCAACUGCUACCCCAGGAAGGGACGCGUCGCUGUGGGCGCUGACGCAGACUUGGUUUUGUGGAACCCCAAGGCUACCAAAAUCAUCUCAGCAAAAACCCACAAUCUGAACGUGGAGUACAACAUAUUCGAAGGCACAGAGUGCCACGGGAUUCCCACCGUGGUCAUAAGUCAAGGAAAAGUUGUUCUUGAAGAUGGAAACCUGGUUGUCACCCAGGGGUCAGGUCGCUUCAUUCCUAGAAAGACGUUCCCUGAUUUCGUUUAUAAAAGGAUAAAAGCAAGAAACAGG
This is a messenger RNA of Tauraco erythrolophus (red-crested turaco), 1333 nucleotides long. NCBI's taxonomy places the organism in Eukaryota, Metazoa, Chordata, Aves, Musophagiformes, Musophagidae. The record is from RefSeq and is a predicted model, not a curated record.